Neomonachus schauinslandi (Hawaiian monk seal) is the source of this 1091-nucleotide messenger RNA. RefSeq names its product carbonic anhydrase 5B (gene CA5B). NCBI's taxonomy places the organism in Eukaryota, Metazoa, Chordata, Mammalia, Carnivora, Phocidae. The record is from RefSeq and is a predicted model, not a curated record. Gene Ontology annotation, cellular component: cytoplasm; mitochondrion. The transcript is spliced from 9 exons. The coding region runs from base 138 to 1091 and encodes 317 amino acids. Gene Ontology annotation, molecular function: zinc ion binding; carbonate dehydratase activity.
GCCGAACUUCGUGCUGUGGAGAAACGCUAAGGGCUUUUGCAAAAGACUGGCUUCCUUUGAACUCAGGAGGUGAGAAAACGAAAGGUUAUUAGGUUCCUGCAAGUUAUUUGGGACCCGGUCAAGAUUUCAAGCUAAACAUGGUGGCGACGAGUAGCCUGAGAGUCAUUCUUCAAGCCUCUCCAUGCAAGUCACUGUGGAGAAGAUUGCAGACCCCCAGGUUCGUGCCAGCGAGGCCCUGCAGCCUCUACACCUGCACGUACAGAAGCCGGAACCGAGCCUUGCACCCGCUCUGGGAGACCGUGGACCUGGUCCCGGGGGGCGAGCGCCAGUCGCCCAUCAACAUCCGGUGGAGGGACAGCGUCUAUGAUCCUGGCUUAAAACCGCUCACCAUCUCUUACGACCCCACCACCUGCCUCCAUGUCUGGAAUAACGGGUACUCUUUCCUCGUGGAAUUUGAAGAUUCUACAGAUAAAUCAGUGAUCGAGGGAGGACCCCUGGAGCACAACUACCGAUUGAAGCAAUUCCAUUUUCACUGGGGGGCCAUCGAUGCCUGGGGCUCCGAGCACACCGUGGACAGCAAAUGUUACCCGGCAGAGCUGCAUUUGGUGCAUUGGAAUGCAGUCAAAUUUGAAAACUUUGAGGAUGCAGCAUUGGAAGAACAUGGUUUGGCUGUGAUCGGAGUAUUUUUAAAGCUAGGCAAACAUCACAAAGAGCUGCAGAAAUUGGUGGAUACUUUGCCAUCGAUCAAGCAUAAGGACACCCUUGUGGAAUUUGGGUCAUUUGAUCCUUCCUGCCUAAUGCCUGCCUGCCCAGAUUACUGGACCUACUCAGGGUCCCUGACUACCCCGCCACUCUCCGAGUCCGUCACCUGGAUCAUUAAGAAGCAGCCCAUAGAGGUUGAUCAUGAUCAGCUUGAACAGUUUCGGACCCUGCUUUUCACUUCAGAGGGGGAGAAAGAGAAAAGAAUGGUGGACAAUUUCCGCCCCCUUCAGCCCCUAAUGAAUCGCACUGUCCGCUCUUCCUUCCGUCAUGAUUAUGUACUGAAUAUACAAGCGAAACCCCAGCCUUCAACUAGCCAAGUGACCCCCUAA